Gigantopelta aegis is the source of this 2084-nucleotide messenger RNA. RefSeq names its product putative carbonic anhydrase 3. Lineage: Eukaryota; Metazoa; Mollusca; Gastropoda; Neomphalida; Peltospiridae. The transcript has 7 exons. Gene Ontology annotation, cellular component: plasma membrane. Gene Ontology annotation, molecular function: zinc ion binding; carbonate dehydratase activity. Bases 57 to 860 code for a protein of 267 amino acids. The record is from RefSeq and is a predicted model, not a curated record.
CACUUUUUGAUGAACGAGAACAGAGUGGAAAUUAAAACAACGGUCAGAUUGGAAACAUGGAGAUCUGGACAUCUUUCAUUAUUUUGUCUCUGGUGGUGAUGGUGUCGUGUGGAGAUUCCUCAUGGAGCUAUUCCGGAGGCCAUGGCCCAUCUAACUGGAAAGACAUGGCACACUCAAAAUGUGGUCUUUCUAGACAAUCUCCCAUCAACAUUGACACACGAACAGUUGAGCAUUCCUACAUGUUGCCCGCGUUUCGACUGUACAACUUCGACAAGCCCAUUACUCCGAUCAUUAGUAAUAACGGACACACAGUCAGUGUGACCGUCACAAAUGGCAAUAUGUGGGUGUUGGGAGGUGGAUUGCCCGAGAUGUACAAAGCUCUUCAGUGUCAUUUCCGCUGGGGUUCUGACGACAGCAGGGGAUCGGAACACACUCUGAAUGGCCAACGGUUUCCAAUGGAGAUGCAUAUCGUGUGCAUGAAGCGUGGUUUGCCAAACAUAGGAGCAGCACUGGAAAUAGCUGAUGGGUUGGCAGUCCUUGGGUUUUUCUUCGAAUUUUCUUUUUCUUUAGAUUCGUCCUCUAGUAUCAAUGGUUUCGUACUCGGUGACGUAUUACCCUCCAACUUGACAGAAUACUACCGUUACUAUGGAAGUCUGACCACCCCAGACUGUAACGAGGCUGUUGUGUGGACAAUAUUUCGUGAAACAAUCAAGAUAUCCAGUGAACAGCUGAUGAAGUUCCGAGGACUGCUUACCUCUCACAUGGUGGGUACUGAGUACGAGCCUCUUGUCAACAACUAUCGGCCCGUACAAGACAUUGGAGACCGUAAAGUAUACUUUGCUGACUCCAAUGAUGAUUAAUCCAAUACAAGCAUUGUAGAAUAACAAAAUCCAUGAUGGCAAAUUUUGGAGUGGUAGGUGGAUGGGUGUCGGACGUUAGCCAUCUUGUUUAGUUUUUUUAAUAACCCGCUAUUUAUGAUUAUAUUGUACCAUCACUCCCGUUAUAAAUGUUGUGUGAUAUUAAUUUUGGUGGCUACUCUUCAAAAUAAGUUAAAGAACACAUCUUACAACAGAUAUAAUUAUGUUUUAAAUUGCCGAAAAUAAAUGGAGCUAUAUUUUGGUGUACAAUCACUUUAACCUUGCCUACAUGUACUACAAGUUUGUCGUUUGUUGCUGAAUUGAUUUUGUUUCUGUUGAAUUGAUUUUUGUAUUUACAAUUUUCUUUCUUUUUUAAAGGAUAGAAUGAAGUUUCUAAUAGUAUAAAUAUCUACAAACCAGAUGAAUUUAUUCUUAAGAAUCUCUGAACUCGGUCAAAUCUUACUAAAGAUGUUUGUAUGGGAUGACUUUCUUACAAAUGAUACCGACAAACAUGUAACAGAUGACAGGACAGAAUUCCUUGGUGAAUACUUCUUGUAUGGUCUUGUACAUAUCCUCAAAACCUCAAAUUCGGGCAAACAUUAUAGAUAUUCGGGAAAAAUAUGCCAACCCGAGACCUUUUUAUCAUGAAUUUCCAUAAUUCUACCCUCAAAAUUAGGGUCCAUGUACAAAUGUGCAGUGAUUUGUUUACAACCCUAUAUAGCUGUUUGGUAGUAAUGCUAAUAUGAUUGAAUGAUUUAUUUAUUUUCUACAUUCGGACAUUUUUGUUGAAUUCAGGCAAAAGCAGAGAAUCUCUGAACUCGGUCAAAUCUUACUAAAGAUGUUUGUAUGGGAUGACUUUCUUACAAAUGAUACCAACAAACAUGUAACAGAUGACAGGACAGAAUUCCUUGGUGAAUACUUCUUGUUUGGUCUUUUACAUAUCACAGUACACCUAUAUCUCAAAAAGGUAUCCGGAAUAGAUAUCUGAAAAUAAUUGUGUGUCUGACCCAGUAGUAGUAGAUAACAUGCAGUGCAAGACUUGGGGCAGCCACUUAGUGGCUUGAACGGAGGCCAGGGACAUAUUAUGCUUCGUGGAGGCAUGCAGACACCAAUGUCAUAGCUGAUGAUAAGGAAAUGUUUUAUUUAACGACGCACACUCAACACAUUUUAUUUACGGUUAUAUGGCAUCGGACAUGGUUAAGAACCACACAGAUAUUGAGAGAGGAA